Castor canadensis (American beaver) is the source of this 1268-nucleotide messenger RNA. RefSeq names its product endonuclease, poly(U) specific (gene Endou). NCBI's taxonomy places the organism in Eukaryota, Metazoa, Chordata, Mammalia, Rodentia, Castoridae. Gene Ontology annotation, molecular function: RNA endonuclease activity. The record is from RefSeq and is a predicted model, not a curated record.
AUGAGGGUCUGUGUCCCCCUGACAGUGGCCAUGUUCUGUGGCCUGGCCUGGGCUGGAACCAUGGACUCCUGUGCAUCUCGCUGUAAUGAGACGUUUAACCAAGACGCUACCUGCCAGUGUGACCGCCAGUGUCCCCAGCAUGGAGACUGCUGUGAGGACUACGAACAUCUGUGUACCGCUGAAGAUGAGGACCCCACAGAGUCGGAGGCACUCUUGGAGCUGGAGGAAGAGGGCCCUGCCAACAACCUGUACUUGGCACCCAGCUCCUGCCAGAGCCGCUGCGGCGAAACCUACGACAAGCACCACCCCUGCCACUGCAACGACCGCUGCCAAGAGUUUGGGAACUGUUGCAAGGAUUUCGAGAGCCUGUGUGGUGACCACGAGGGCUUCUCCCACAGCAGCGAUACCAUAACUAAUGAGGAACUUAAGAGCGUCUCUGAAAAGAUCUAUAGCGCAGACACUAACAAGGCCCAGAAGGAAGACAUUAUUCUCAAUAGCCAAAACCGCAUCUCCCCAUCGGAAACUAGAGACCAAGUGGAUCGAUGCCCAGAGCCGCUCUUCACCUAUGUCAAUGAACAGCUGUUCUCCAAGCCCACCUAUGCGGCCUUCAUCAACUUGCUCAAUAACUAUCAGCGGGCCACAGGCCACGGGGAGCACUUCAGCGCCCAGCAGCUGGCUGAGCAGGACGUUUUCCUUAGAGAGAUCAUGAAGACGGCAGUCAUGAAGGAGCUCUAUGACUUCCUCCAUCACCAGAACCGCUACAGCUCAGAACAAGAGUUUGUUGAAGACUUGAAGAACAUGUGGUUUGGGCUUUAUUCAAGAGGCAGUGAAGAGGGGGACUCAAGUGGCUUUGAACAUGUCUUCUCAGGUGAAGUCAAAAAGGAUAAGGUUACCGGCUUCCAUAACUGGAUCCGCUUCUACCUUCAGGAGAAGGAGGGUCUGGUUGACUAUUACAGUCACAACUAUGAUGGGCCUUGGAACUCCUACCCUGACGUGUUAGCGUUGCAGUUCAACUGGGAUGGCUACUAUAAGGAAGUGGGCUCAUCUUUCAUUGGCAGCAGCCCUGAGUUUGAGUUUGCACUCUACUCCCUAUGCUUCAUCGCCAGGCCAGGUAAAAAGUGCCAGUUAAGCCUGGGUGGAUAUCCUUUGGCUAUCCAGACCUACACCUGGGACAAGACCACCUACGGAAAUGGCAAGAAGUACAUUGCCACAGCCUAUGUGGUGUCUUCCACCCAGUAGAGCUUGGAGCUAGAAAGGGGCAGGAAGAC